Molecule: messenger RNA, 2196 nt
Organism: Rhopilema esculentum
Lineage: Eukaryota; Metazoa; Cnidaria; Scyphozoa; Rhizostomeae; Rhizostomatidae
Product: hydroxyacid-oxoacid transhydrogenase, mitochondrial
Cellular component (GO): mitochondrion
Molecular function (GO): metal ion binding; alcohol dehydrogenase (NAD+) activity
Source: RefSeq, a predicted model, not a curated record
AAACAACAGCAACAGAACAGCAACACCAACAACAAAAACAUCCUAUUUUCCUCUUCCUUACAAGAAAACACAAUCACAAUGGCAAUCGAACUAGCAAGGUUGCGGGAAACUGCCUUAAGGGCAAUGAGAAUCAUUGGAAGUGCAGCAUGCCAGUGCCCAGCACAUUCACAGGCUCACUCAGUGACAAACAAUGCAAGCCAUUCACCAUUAAGUAAAGAAUAUGCUGUUGAGAUGGCAUGCUCAAACAUUCGAUAUGGAGAGGGUGUGACCCAAGAAGUUGGAAUGGACCUUGCAAAUCUUGGACUGAAGAACAUAAUGUUGGUUACUGAUAAAAAACUCGUGAACCUGCCACCGGUGAAGCAAGCUGUUGAAUCACUUGAAAAAAGUGGUGUACAGUUUCAAUUAUUUGAUGACGUCAGAAUUGAACCAACUGAUUCUAGCUUUUUAGCUGCAAUAAAUUUUGCGAAAUCUGGAAAUUUCGAUGGGUUUCUUGCUGUUGGUGGUGGAUCUGUUAUUGACACAGCCAAAGCUGCCAAUUUGUACCUGAGCCAUCCAGACAAUGAUUUCCUUGAUUUUGUCAAUGCCCCGAUUGGUAAAGGAUUGCCAGUCACUAACCAAGUAAAGCCACUAAUUGCCGUACCAACGACUGCUGGGACAGGCAGUGAGACGACUGGCAUUGCAGUAUUUGACUACAGCCCCUUGAAGGCAAAAACAGGCAUUGCAAACAGAGCCAUUCGCCCUAUGCUUGGCAUUGUAGAUCCACUACACACAAGGCAUAUGCCUAAAAGAGUAGCAAUCAACACAGGAUUUGACGUUUUCUGCCACGCUCUUGAAUCGUUCACUGCCAUUCCAUACACUGAAAGAUCCCCAAGGCCUGCAAAUCCAAAUGUGAGACCAGCAUAUCAAGGAAGGAAUCCCAUCAGUGAUAUAUGGGCAAGGCAUGCCCUCCAUAUAUUAAAAAAGUAUUUCAAAAGGUCUUCAAAUGACCCGGACGAUAUGGAAGCACGUAGCAACAUGCACUUGGCUAGUGCUUUCGCAGGAAUUGGCUUCGGCAACGCUGGUGUACAUCUUUGCCAUGGUUUGUCGUACCCAAUUUCUGGAUUAGUGAAGGAUUUUUUCUCCGAAGAUUAUGACACAACUCAUCCUAUUGUGCCUCAUGGACUUUCGGUCGUCAUAACAGCCCCGGCAGUGUUUGAUUUCACUGCUCCCACUUGCCAGGACAGGCAUUUAGAGGCUGCAGAGCUGCUAGGUACCGACAUCAGCAAUGCUAAACAAGCUGACGCCGGGAAGAUAUUGAGUGAUACUAUACGCCAGUAUAUGUAUGAUCUGGGCGUUGAAGAUGGAUUAGAGUCGUUUGGUUUCUCAAGAGACGAUAUUCCAGCACUUGUGAAGGGUGUUUUACCCCAGCAUCGGGUGACCAAGCUAGCCCCUGCUGGUGAACCGGCAGAAGAGGAGUUCUCCGCUUUGUUCGAUAAGUCAAUGAAGGUGUUCUCGUGAUGACAAAGUUGCACGAUACUUUUCUGAAAAGGAAAAUUAUAUUUGUACGAAGUAGGUUGACGAGUAAAUGAAUGCGUUGACAGGUUGAAUGGGUAGGGGAGAGAGAAAAAUUGGUUGCGAUCACUUUUGUUGUUGGAAGCCUUUCAGUUAAAAAUAUGUUGUUUGAAUUUUUUAAUUAUCAGCAUGUCGGUUAUAUUCACAAUUUACCGAUGGCCAAUGCCUUAUGAUUAAAAAAAAUUUUCUCUGCACAAAAGAGAAGUUUUCCAGCUCACCAACAAUACCAAACCAGAUCUUUUUUCCUUACCUAAAUCGCAAAGUUUUACAAAAUCUCCCUCUUUUGCGUUGCUUGUCCAUUUUCAUAUCUUUUCUUGUGUGAGAAUUAGAAUUAAGAGCAUUCGAUAGUGUAUUUUAUACAUAAAAUAUAUAUACAUAAAAUGUUUUUAGAGGUGCAGGUUCAAUUUAUAUAGGUUGACAAUUUUGAAAGCAAAUUGUUGCAGUUUGCUGAAAGCCUGCAACGACCUAUCAGUAAUGUGUAAUCAACUCUAUCAUUAUUAUUACUGAAUUUUGUGUUGGGAAGGGUUUUUUUAAUGUUGUUGAAUGUGAUUUCUAUUCAGCGACUAUUACAACUGUUAUACGUUUUGUAGCUGAGUUGGUGUACUCAUUAAUCUAAAUUUUAACCUAAGCAGAUGCUGGCAUCCC